UAAAGGUCUUUUUUAGUUAAGACCAGGAGCUGGCACUUGUUGGCCAAAGCAUUUGCGGCAGGACUGAAGACCUGAGAGUUCUGAGGGUUGUGGACUUUCUUGGUGCCGCUUCAGGUCUCGUGCUCAUUUUGGAAUCAUUUCGCUUGUUUGGAAUGAAUGUGUUAAUAUUUUCAUCCUGACUGAGAGUUUGGACAGAUUCCCAUUUCUCUGGCAGACAUUCAGAGGAGUGACAUUACGGAAACAUUUUACACCUCACUGAGUGAAGAUAAAGCACAGGAGGAGUAAACAGCAAAUAGGUGGUGUCAUGACCCCACGGGAACAGCUAAGGAAGAUAUCGGCGCUGGGAGAGCAAGGUGCCCUAGAUGAGAAACACUGGUACCGAAUGGUCAAUGGAAUGUCUGCUGGAGCAGAGAUAAGGCAAAGGCAGGAGCUCAUGAUGAGGAACCAAAUGGCCAUGACUCCACAGAUCUUGACUCAGGGGCAGCAGAGACUGCAGGGUGUCCCGGCACAGUUUGAUCCCCGCUUCAUGGAAAGGGACCUGAUGCCGCCCACUGAAAUAGUAUCAGCUGACGCUAGACAAAUCCACAUGGGUGCCCACUUCGGCCACUCUCUGCCCACAAACUCCAAUGUUAUUCCAGGCAGAGGAUUCCCUGGCACAGGUUACGGCUUCCUUCCAACUGAAUCCAUGGAGACGGUUGCUAGACGACAGGAGUUAAUUCACAAACAGAACAUCGCCAGGAUGGAGAUGAAUGCUAUCCUGCACCAAAAAGAACUGGAGAACUCCCACCAAAAGGGUCUUAUCGGGAUGGAGAAUCCUAUGAUGUACCAAGGCAUCCAACCCAAUCCAACGGCCUUCAGGGGACGCCAGCGGCUCCCAGAUAAUCAUGAUGUAUUCAUCCAUCGCACUGCCCUUGAAGACCUGCAUGCUAACAGUCUCCUAAUGUCAAGCCCUUACCCACCGAUCAACACAUUGCAAAGAGAGCGAGGACGCAGGACCGGCAGAAGGACUGCCAAUCAUAAGAGCUCAUACAGCAACAUCACUCUCCCAAAAGGCCAAUCAGAAGAGAAGAACAUCGAGCAGAGUCCAGGAGCUGCUUCAGGGGAGGAGAAGGAUGUUGAAGGGAAAGAUGAAGUGAGCAAUGAGACCACCACCAGCAAACCACACCAAAACAAAGUAGAAACAGAGCUGUCUUCUGGCAGUAGUAGGAAAAGUUUUAAGGAAGGAGAGCCAGGGAUUCGCAACGCAUGUGUUAGUGGACAGGAGGGCUGUACAGAAGUCACCAACUGCAAUGCUAGCACCAGUGAAAAAGACAUAUCCAGCCACUGCUCAGCUUUUCAUGAAAAGUUUCUGUACCCGUCUGUUUCUGGCCCGCUCACAGGGAUGCCCUACAUGCCCCCCUUGCCAGGAAAUGGACUACCACUUGGACAUCCUACUAUGUUUCUUAAUGGAGAAGAAAUGUCUUCAUUAGAAGAUAUUCGCAAGUGGUCAGAUGAUGACGUCUACAACUUCAUCAGUGAAAUACCAAGCUGCGCUGAAUAUGCACAGACAUUCAAAGACCACAUGAUUGAUGGAGAGACCUUACCUCUUCUUACAGAGGACCACCUCCUGGAUACACUUGGGCUAAAGCUCGGGCCUGCGCUCAAGAUACGAUCACAGUUGUCCCGACGGCUGGGUAACAUGUUCUACAACAUGAUGAACUUGCCUCUCGCCGUCUCCGGUCUGCAGCCUCCACCUGAGAAAAGCGGGGACAGAUCAUCAGACAUCAGCUCCCCCCUCAACUGCAACAGUGUGGAGCUGCUCAGCAGCCCAAGAGACACAGAAGCUCUUAAAGCUACAGAACCUGUUAGUGAAGCUGAUAAUCCCUCACCGACCCAGAUGAGUGAGACCACCUGAAUAACCAUGCAGAACUCAGUGGCGGCUGAUCAACAGGGGGCGCUGGGGCACCACCCUCCUCAAGUUAAAUGAAGCCUACUUCAACAUGUUAAUGAGUCAAUUUAUUGAACAAUUUUCAGUCUUUAAACUGACAUCUUAAAGGAUUUGGUAUCCUGUGGCUCCCUCGUGUGGACAACAUUAAUAUUAUGGCCUUAAUCUCUGAAUCACAUUAAUAUAAAUGGCAGAUAUAUAUAUUUUUUUAAUAAUUACACAUUUAAUGAUUUCUUUACAAACAAUACACCCACAUUAAACUCAAAUUCACUGAUUCAUGGAAUCUUAUUUCAUGCUUUAACAGUUGAUUUUCAAACUUCAAUUUUUAAGCUAAGCAGUAAUGAUACAUUAUUAUAGCCCUUUUUAAAUGGUUAUUUAACAAUUGCAUUCAGUCCCGCUGCUUGCAUUAACAGUGUGUUUCACUUUGUUGGCUCCCUCAAAAAAAAUUUACCACCAGCCGCCACUGGCAGAAUUGUUGGACUUCUUUUUAUAACUCAAAAAUUAUUUUCUAUUUUGACACCAAAAACAUAAGGAAGACAGGUACUGACAUUUUUACAGUGAACUGACUGAUUCUAUGCUUUUGAAUAUUCAUCACAAAUAUAUUGUAGGCUCAGAAUGUGGUUUCAAACAGACUAGGAGACUGUCGAAUGCUGGGUUUUUUUCUAUGUUUCUAUAUGUUUUAAUAAGUCAGUAAAUCAUUUACAUUUUUUUUCUUUUUCAUUACUGCCCUUUUUAUUGUACAAUUGUAUUUUGUUUUUUACUUCA
Carassius auratus (goldfish) is the source of this 2689-nucleotide messenger RNA. RefSeq names its product sterile alpha motif domain-containing protein 7-like. The record is from RefSeq and is a predicted model, not a curated record. The transcript is spliced from 10 exons. Gene Ontology annotation, cellular component: nucleus. Gene Ontology annotation, biological process: negative regulation of DNA-templated transcription. NCBI's taxonomy places the organism in Eukaryota, Metazoa, Chordata, Actinopteri, Cypriniformes, Cyprinidae. Gene Ontology annotation, molecular function: chromatin binding; histone binding. Bases 305 to 1894 code for a protein of 529 amino acids.